Messenger RNA from Candidozyma haemuli, 984 nucleotides. RefSeq lists its product as uncharacterized. The record is from RefSeq and is a predicted model, not a curated record. The transcript has a single exon. Lineage: Eukaryota; Fungi; Ascomycota; Pichiomycetes; Serinales; Metschnikowiaceae. Bases 1 to 984 code for a protein of 327 amino acids.
AUGCUCCCGUUCCUAGACCCAUCCCAAGACAGAAGGGUCGCUCUCAUCACGGCAGCCAACCUGGGCGUCGGCUGGCACACGGCGCUCCAGCUCUAUGUCCAUGGAUAUGUGGUGUAUUUGGCAGGCCGGCUGAAGAUGAGAUGUAUGAAGUCAAUCAAAGAGUUGGAGCUGGAGGCGGUUCGGCUUCGGGCAGAGGGCCCGCUGGAGCUUGCGGGCUGUGUGUUUGGCGAGCUCCACUUUCUUGAGUUGGACUUGGCGCUGUUGGACCUGGUGUUGGCGGCUGCUGGGCAACUUAAGGCCGUGGAAAGACACUUGAACUUGUUGGUGAACAAUGCUGGCAUCAUGGGGCUUCCGCCUUCGAGCACUCAGGAUCUGUUUGAGUUGCAGCUUCAGACGAACUAUGUGCUGCAGUUUUUGCUUACGACGAAGCUCUUGCCGUUGUUGGAGCGGACGGUGGACUUGAAUCCAGAGGGUGAGCCUCCAAGGGUGCUUUACUUGUCGCUGGUCGGGCACCGCCUAGCGUUUAGGUACUUUAAUUUGGGCCUGACGUUCGAUUACCAUCCCAACGCUGUGUUUACGUGGUUCCGUUAUGCUAUGGCUAAAACGGCUGGUAUUCACUUUAUGAAAAUGCUAGCCUUGAGGAACCCCAGGAUUCUUUGUAUGUCUGUGCAACCAGGGUUUGUCAUGAAUACGAACUACUUUAGCUACUGGACCCGUUUGCCCAUUAUUGGAAUUUUGUUUUGGUGUGUUUUCCAGAUUUUCGGGUAUUUCUUUGGUGUGACUGUGGAACAAGGCGCUGACGCUUUGGUAGCUGGCUCUUUGGACCCGUCUUUAACCCUUGAACACCACAGUGGCGCUACAAUUGGCGUUGACGGCAAAAGAGCUUCGUGUUCUAGCGUGGCUGCAAAUAUGGAUUACGCAGCUCGAUCGUGGAUUUGGACUAUCCACCAAUUGGGCAAGCGACAUAUCGACCUUGGGCCUUGA